This is a messenger RNA of Peromyscus californicus insignis, 5697 nucleotides long. It is a transcript of the gene Aspnat, whose product is annotated as N-acetyltransferase 8 like. Gene Ontology annotation, cellular component: mitochondrial membrane. The transcript is spliced from 3 exons. Gene Ontology annotation, molecular function: L-aspartate N-acetyltransferase activity. The coding region runs from base 91 to 990 and encodes 299 amino acids. The record is from RefSeq and is a predicted model, not a curated record. NCBI's taxonomy places the organism in Eukaryota, Metazoa, Chordata, Mammalia, Rodentia, Cricetidae.
GGUCCGAGGGCGCCGCGCCCUUGCCCUGGGCCCGGGCUCUGCCCGCCUCCGCCGGCCCGCGUCCCCGCGCUGCGCCGCCCGGCCGGGUGCAUGCAUUGUGGGCCUCCCGACAUGGUCUGCGAGACGAAGAUCGUGGCUGCGGAGGACCAUGAGGCACUGCCGGGGGCCAAGAAGGACGCGCUGCUCGCCGCCGGCGGAGCCAUGUGGCCCCCGCUGCCCGCCGCGCCCGGGCCGGCCGCCGCGCCCCCACCCGCGCCGGGUCCCCAGCCCCACGGAGGCACGGGGGGCGCGGGGCCGCCGGAGGGGCGCGGCGUGUGCAUCCGCGAGUUCCGCGCAGCCGAACAGGAGGCGGCGCGCCGCAUCUUCUACGACGGCAUCUUGGAGCGCAUCCCCAACACGGCUUUCCGCGGCCUGCGGCAGCACCCGCGCACUCAGCUGCUCUACGCCCUGCUGGCGGCCCUCUGUUUUGCUGUGACCCGCUCACUGCUGCUGACGUGCCUGGUGCCAGCCGGGCUCCUGGCUCUGCGCUACUACUACAGUCGAAAGGUGAUUCUGGCCUACCUGGAGUGUGCGCUGCACACGGACAUGGCUGACAUUGAGCAGUACUACAUGAAGCCACCUGGUUCCUGUUUCUGGGUGGCUGUGCUGGAUGGCAACGUUGUGGGCAUCGUGGCCGCAAGGGCCCACGAAGAGGACAACACGGUGGAGCUUCUCCGCAUGUCCGUGGACUCACGCUUCCGCGGCAAAGGCAUCGCCAAGGCUCUGGGCCGGAGGGUGUUGGAGUUCGCCAUGUUGCACAACUACUCUGCAGUGGUACUGGGCACCACAGCCGUUAAGGUGGCCGCCCACAAGCUCUAUGAGUCACUGGGCUUCAGACACAUGGGCGCAAGUGAUCACUAUGUGCUGCCUGGCAUGACCCUCUCGCUGGCCGAGCGCCUCUUCUUUCAGGUCCGCUACCACCGCUACCGCCUGCAGCUACGCGAGGAGUGACCACCACCACCUGCCCACCACCCUGUCUGCCCCCGUCCACCUCUGCCCUCCUGCUCGCUGCCCAGUGCGGCCCUGCUUUCCAAUGCUCACCUUGGCGUUAGUUUGGGUUUUCCUUUCUCAGCAUCACGCUGGUUCAUCACCUGGCUGGUUCUGGGGGCCACAGGGUGUUGCUCAUCUGCAACACUCUGGUGGGGUGGAUUGUCUGCAGCCACGGCCCUUGCCUCCCCAGCCCAUCAGAGUGGCUCGUCAUGCCUUGAAGAGUAGCAUUGUGGACCACCUGGACUAUCCACAAAGCUGCCCAGCCUGCCUCCAUCAGGGAAAGACUAGCCUUGCCCAUCAAGCACAGAACCUCUACAUCAAGCCCCCCAAGGAGCAGACCCCUGGCCCCCAGCCAGGCUAAGGCUCAGCCAUUGGCCUCUGGAAGAGUGGCCUGCUGGGCUGGCCAGCCACUGCCCUGUGGGAGGCCAAGCUGGCCCCAGGCCCUGCUUUGCCCUGUGCAUGCUGAGGACACGGCCUGGCUGCAGCAUGCCGCAUGCCACAGCCCCCUGCCCCUCUGCCCUGCCCAGCCUGGACCUCAGGCCCGAGCUGGUGAGCUCCCCUGUCCUGUCCUGAGCUGGCCUCUGGAGGGCCUACCUGCCUGACCCUGUCUGCUCUCUGGUGGGGCCUGGCCUGGCCUAACCUGGCUCUAUCCACUCCUGCUUUGCUUCGAAAUCAUCUUACCUCUUUCCCUUUUUGGUCCCCAUGCCUCCUUGCUCUGGCUGACUUGGCUGGUCACCCGGGUUUGGUUCCUGUAGCAAUCCACUGCACAGCAUGGUGGGGAUUUCAUGGGGGUGGGGGGGACACCUCCCCCAACACCUGUUAGACCAGGUGGCCCCCUCCCAGCUGCCCGAGGCCCUGUGGCCUCAUGCUGUUUGUGGGGUCUGCCCUGUGAAUGUAACUAGCUCAGGCUGUUGUUGGCAAUGCCUGCCACAGCUUUUCCCAGCCUGAAACAACCCAUUCUCUAAUAAGUUACGUAGACAGAAUAGCACUCUGCAUGACUUUAAUUCCUGGGACAAAAUGGUAGUUUGAGCCUCCAGACAGACACACAUCUGUGUGGUGCUAGCAUACACACGGUCUCUGGCCCCAUUUGAUGGGGGUGGGUGGCCGGGUAGGUGAAGACUUAAGUAUGGAUGGAGACUCUAAUUUAGUGUAACUGCUCCCAAAGUGCAUUCCUGGUCUGUGAGGCCUCAGGCUGCCCCUUGAAUCCUUGUGUGUAGGACUGAGGGGACUGGAGGGCCCUAAAGCCUCAUAGGAGGGUCUAGGCACUGCCUUGGGGGUAGGAGCUGGUGGAUGGGGUGGGUCCAGCCAUCUCACUAUAGACUACUCUGCUGGGCCAACUGUGCUCCUGGCCUCUCCCUUAUGAGGUCCCCACUUAGGGUCCAGCCUAGAUGGGGGGAGGGCUGGUGGCCUGGGACAGGGAAGGGAAGGUGGUGGCUGGUAGUGCUCAGGUGGCCAGGCUGAAACCUGGACUUAGCUUCAGUGCGGGGUGGGGGUGGGGCACAAAGGCCCAUCUACACCCUCUGUGUGGGGCUUGGGGACAAGGAGUGGCAGCCUGGGUAGGCCAUAGAGCUGGGCCCCUAGCACCAAGGCUACAUUCUUAAAAAGGCUCUUUAGAGUGAAUGAAUUGGUGGAACAAGCCCAGCUUCCCGAGGGGCCUUUUGUCCUGUUAGCAAUUGAGGCAUUUGCAGAACACUGUACAGACCCCGCUCUCCCCUGUACAUUCCUCCCUGGUGGUGCCCGGUCCCCUCUCGGGGAUGGGAGUUUUGUAGACUGUACAGAAAUUGGCACCCUAUUUUCUUGCAGCUCUCAGAUUUUGUUAAUCUGGAUUAUACAGACAGACGUAAAGUGUUUUAGCAAAAUGGAAAACAAACAGUUGUGCCUUUUUCCUCUUUUCUGUUUGGAUUGGUCUCGGCUUGGGGCUAGUCUUAGUUGUUGUGGGGGUACAGGGACUGCUGGUGUCUGAGGCUGGGGGUCAGAGGCUGCUGGUGGGUCUGAGGCCUGGGUGGGCCUAAGUGGGAGCCAGGUCUGCUGGACACCAUCAGCUGCCAAGGCUUCUCUGAUCCUGUGCCUUUGGGGCCUGCAGUCUUUGGGGUUGGAAGGGCACUGGGAUCACCUGGGCCAGGGCAGAGCUUGGGGAUCCCAUAGCCACCCAUGUUUCCUUGAUACUGACCUGGGAUGAACUCAUAGUAGAUUCCCCAAUCCUAGGAGCCUGGGGGGAAGGUGUGGUCCUUCUGGCCUAUUGGCACCUGCCCGCCCAAGGGGAUCUCUUCCUGCUGAACAGCCCACGGGUAAAGAGAAGCUUGCUGGGCUCUUGAUUAUUCGUUGUCUGCCUUUGGUUGCUGCCAAGACUUGGUAGAGAUGCCAGGAAUGGGUGGUGUGGUAGGUUCCAGCUGCACCAGGAUGGAGUUUCACCAGGCAGUAUGUAGCUUGGCAAGGCCUGAGGCCCUGGAGGUGCAUCUGUCUCCCUGGGCUGGAGGGAGCUGAGCAUGCUGAUGACUGGGCCUGGCCCUGUCCACUUCAUCCCAACCAGGGCUCUAAGUGCUCUGCACAUGUGCACUGAUGUGAAUUUUCUAUGUUUGUUGAGAUUCUGAUGUUUCUUCUACCUCUGUGGAGGCCCUCCUCCUUGUUCCACCUGGUGGCUAUGAGCUUGGUGCAGCUCCUUGAGUUUGCUGGCCAUCUCCCCCUCCCUCGGCCCUCCAAGCACCUGAGGUGGCCAGCACUUGUACUCCGGGCCUGGGAAGGCCCAGGGAAGGCCAGCCUGGGGUCUGGCCCUGUGCUCAGGAUCUGUGGCUUCCAGGAGUGCUAUUGUUUGCUUGGAAGCCUCUGUUUUAGAGUAGGGAGGGUGGAAGAGGUGGUGGAGUGUACCUACAGCAUAGACCUGGUGUACCACUGCUUGACUGUCCCCGGGCAGCUCCCACUGCCCAGGCAUGUGUCUCUGCAGAUGCCUAGUCUCAGCUGUAUGGCCAGGAGGCUGGCCUGCAUGUGCUAAGCUCUGGCCCCUUAAGGGUGGGGUGGCACACUCCUGAAUGUAGCGAGGCCAAGCCCUGAUGGACAUGGCAACCUCUCCCCUGUUCUCCCACCCCUGUGCUCACCCUCCACCCUAGCAUUGCCCUAACAGGGCUGGGCAGCAGCUGAGGGAUGUGCUAACCUGGUUGAGGUGGGAGAAGGCUCUGGCUGGGAGGCCCUGUAGAUAACAGGCUGGUGGUCUCAGGGGUUUGGACAGUUCCCAUCCUGCACUGGUACCCUUUGUCAGAGAAGGGGAUAGGUCAGAGCAUAGAGUCAGGGACACACCUGAGGGGAGCUGGAACUCUGUAAGCCACAGUAUCCUCACUUGCUGCUGGAAAGCACCCUGCCCAUUCCCACUUGCCUCUGCCAGCUCCAGGUGGCCCCACAGUCACAGCUUCCUGGAGCUGGCUUUCAGGGCUGUGCCUGGGGCUAGAGGCUUGGGGACAAAAGUUUCUGGGUCUUGCUGGUGCCUGGGGCUUCUUGGGGGCUGGGCAUGGCUUCCUAGCUGGGUAGGAGCUGUGCAGCACCCAUGAGGCUCCCUUCUGUCAGGGCCCAAGGGGCAGCCUGAAAGUUGACCUGAGGUGGUUGUGUCUCCCCGUCUGUGGUAGGUCGCACUGCUGCCGGCACUUGUUGCUACCUGUUCUCUGUCAAUUCUGGCCUCAGCAAUGGUCCUGUCCUUGGCUCUUGGCCACACUGCUGGGCAUGGGGCAGACCCUGGGCUGCGCUGCUCUUUGGUGCUGCCAUCACUGUGCUUCCAGCAGGGGUGGGGUCCAUGGAAGGUGGGCAGAGCUUGCCUGGUCUGGGUAGAAGAUGAGCCUUGACUUACCACUGUUGGAUGUAUUUUUUUUUAAACAGCAAUAAUUAGCCAUUUUAAAGAAGGGGUGUAGCUGCGUAAAUGUGCAUACCCACCUGUGUAUGUGCAUCUGUGCACACAUGUGUGAGCAUGUGCAUCUGAGAGUAUGUGUAUGCAUGUGUGAGCAUCUGUAUGAGUAGGUGUGUGUGUGCACAAGCACAUGCCAUUUGUAAUCAUGUGCUCAUGUGACUAUAUGUGCCCAAGAAAUCACAUUCAUGUGUUGCAUGUGUGUGAGCAUGUAUGAGUAUUUGUGUGUGCAUGUGUGGGCUUCUCCAUAUGUGUAUGGAUGUGUGCAUGUGUGUUGGUAUGUGCACAUGUGUAGCAGUGGGAGGGAACCAGUGGGAACAGUCUCUGAUCUGGGAGGCACUUUGUGGUAAGAAGCAGGGUCUUGCGGUUGUCUCUCACUGUGCCCUCCCCUGCCCUGCCCAGCUCCAUGUGAAUGUAGCACAACCCCACCAGGCCAGCUGAGCCUCUGCUGGCCCUCACUUCUGUCCAUCUCCCCCUCAGCUGAGGGUAGGGCAGAGAAGCUGGAGGCCCCUUGGACAGAACACAGCUGGGUUUGGUCAGGGUGCAGAGGGUGUGACACAGUGGCAGAUCUCACUGUUGUGGUUUUGUUCCUGAAUUUGUACUGUGAGCCCAUGAUGGGGGUGGGGGUGUCCUGAGACCCCAGGAUGUGCCAAAAUAGCCCCUAGGGCCAGGUGACGAGCCGAGUUCCCAAGAAGACAGGCUGGGGGCCCGAGUGGGUGUGUGCCCCUGCCUGCACGGCCCCCAAUGCUGCUGUUUUUCAAUAAAAUCAGAACUGAAGGAAA